AUGAAGCUCGUCACGUUCAUCUUUACUGCCCUCGUCCAACACGUCAUCUCCACCUCUGCUUCUCCCACUUCCGCGAGCGUGGAAGACGGCGCAGCCAUCGCGAGCAGAACUCAAAAGGGAUGCACCAAGAUCGACGUUCUCAAGGAAUGGCGCGACAUACCCGUCCAACAACGCCUCGACUACAUUCGCGCAGUUCAAUGCCUUCAAGCUAAACCAGCGGACAUUACACUACCGCGAGAGGGCGUGCGCUCGCGGUACGAUGAGUUCCAGGCCUCACACGCUGAUUUAACCCACCACGCACACUGGCCUGUGGGACAAUUCUUACCAUGGCAUCGAUACUUUGUGUUCUUGUACCACAAAGCGUUACAAAAGGAAUGUGGAUACAAAGGAACCUUACCAUACUGGGACUGGACUCGCGACGCUGAUUCUGGCGUACCGUUCUCAUCCUCCCCCCUCUUCGAUCCCAUAACUGGAUUCGGAGGGGACGGCGUUCCAGGUACCUACACCGGCCCACCCGAGGUCUUCCCGCACGACCCAAUCGGUCCCUGGCCCCCCGGCGUCUCCUACCCUCCCAUCCCCUUCCCCCCCUUCCCCGGCUUCCCCUCCGGGCCGCGCUCUCCCCAAGGCUGCGUCCCCUCCGGACCCUUCGCCCACCACACCGUCAUAAUCGGUCCAAAGGCCACAGACGUCAACCCCCGCUGUCUCGUCCGCGGGAUCUACGAGGACGUGAAGAAGAAUGUGAACAGUACAGCGCUGAAGGCUACGUUGGAUCAGCCGACGUUUGAGGCAUUUAGGAACUUUAUUGCGGUGCAGGGUGAGCCGCUGGAGCCUGGUUCGGGGAUACAUUGGGCUGGACACGCGAUUGUGGGAGGUACAAUGAGUGCGGCGGGGUCGUCUCCUGGCGACCCCCUCUUCUACCUCAACCACGCCAACCUAGAUCGUAUCUGGGCGAAAUGGCAAAACGCCGAUCCAGAAAAGAGACUUUUCGAAAUAUCAGGAAAUACAACGAUGUGGCCGCCGUUCGUCAACACAACGCUCGACUACGAGAUGCCGUUCACGACCAUUUCCAAACCGAUUAAGAUUAGGGAUGUCAUGAAUACCGGGUCGUAUCCACAGUGUUAUAGUACCUUUUGA
Messenger RNA from Coprinopsis cinerea okayama7#130, 1134 nucleotides. RefSeq lists its product as hypothetical. The transcript is spliced from 7 exons. The coding region runs from base 1 to 1134 and encodes 377 amino acids. The record is from RefSeq and is a predicted model, not a curated record. Gene Ontology annotation, molecular function: oxidoreductase activity. NCBI's taxonomy places the organism in Eukaryota, Fungi, Basidiomycota, Agaricomycetes, Agaricales, Psathyrellaceae.